CAAAGGGAAUGUUAGAACGGAAAGAGCAAACGCCAUUCCUUCGUCAGCAACAACUAUCAUGUCCAUCGAAAGAAUCAACUCCCUUGAAAACUCCUCAUUCACCCACAUUCUCUGUAAGCUUGCUUCCAAUGAUUGCGUCCUCCUUUGCAGAUCUUUGCUGAUAAGUACUUCAGCUCAUGCAACCAAAGUCUCUGGCCUGGGAUUAAUCUUCCUCAGCGGUACGACUCCCAUUGAUAAGACCGGAACACUCGUUCCAGGAGGAAUACAAGAGCACACGGCUCAAUGUCUGGCUAACCUCGGAAACGUCCUGGCAGCGUCAGGCUCUUCGUGGGAGAAGGUCAUUAAAGUUAACGUGUAUUUGAAAGACAUGGAUAACUUUGCGGCCAUGAACGAGAUCUAUGAGAAGACGCUGCCCAACCCAAAACCAUCCAGGACCUGCAUUCAGGCUGCCAAGCUCCCAAAUGAUGUCGACAUCGAGAUCGAAGCCAUCGCAGCCGUAUAGUAUGGAGUGUGUAGUUGAAAGAAGUGAAUUAAAUCUACAAAGCCGAAGUCAAUGGUCAUCUUUGCCGGCACAGAACUAAGUAGUACUGGGACUGGUAGGCAUGAAAGCUCGCAAAGACGUGUGCCUAUGAAU
Desarmillaria tabescens is the source of this 634-nucleotide messenger RNA. RefSeq names its product Endoribonuclease L-PSP. The coding region runs from base 59 to 502 and encodes 147 amino acids. The transcript has 3 exons. Gene Ontology annotation, cellular component: mitochondrion; cytosol. Gene Ontology annotation, molecular function: deaminase activity. Lineage: Eukaryota; Fungi; Basidiomycota; Agaricomycetes; Agaricales; Physalacriaceae. The record is from RefSeq and is a predicted model, not a curated record.